GCACAGACAUGCAUUAAAGAGGAGGGGGGAUAAAGUAGUGCCCUGCAGACUGACAGACACAAUGGCAGUGACAGCAGCUCGCCGUUGAUGCUCUCCCCUCGCUGCUGCAUGUGGCCUUUGAACCCAUUGUUGUGUCGCGGGUGACGUCAGUGCCGUGUGCGGGAGACGGAGCGGCGUGCGCCUGGCGAGACAAAGGCGGCGGACCGACCGGGGUCAGGCAGCAGCAGCAGAGAGCCGAGAACCACUGUUUUUUUUUUUUUUUUUUUACUAAAAGGUAACUGCUAACCUUGGAUUUUCAGCUGCGGCGCGUGUCGGUACGCAGAAUGAAGACCCGGUGACACUCCCAGGAAUAUGCUGUGACUCUCCUGAAAGAGGAAAAAAACAACACUGCCCUCUCUUCGGUUUUUAACGUUUUUCUCCUACGCCCCCCCGUUUAGCGUGCUAGCUAGCUAACCGUGCUAGCUCCCUAGCGUUGGUCUCCUCCUCCUCCUGGCUGCUUCUCAUCUUUCCCUCAAAAACUGGGCGACGGGCGAAGGGAGGAUCUCGUCGACAAAGGCAAGAUAAAAAGAGGGUGAGCUCACUCCCAACACACAGGCAUCCGUGAUCUGAUGUGAGAUCCACGGAGAGACUAUGCCUAGCCCUUUAUUCCACCCCGAGAUUAUGGACCACGACGUGGUGAUCAGCAGCCAGCACAACGGGGUCGGUCUGCCCCGAGAGACGGACCAGGAGUCCCGGGAAGAGGACCACCAAGAGGCGCUCCGCUUCGCCCUGGACCAGCUGUCACUCAUGGCCCUGGAGAAGGUGGACUGUGGGGGCGGCGGUGGCAGCGGAGGCGGCGGGCUGGUCGACACUCUGGAUGGGACCCAGGGUCCCGGCUCUGAGGGCUGCAACGGCGUGGGCGGAGGGGGCUACGUGGAUCUACAGAUGCUGGAGCAUCCCAACGGGUCCCGGGACUCGCCGACGUCCUGCUCUCCGUCCCCGGAGUACUACGGCUCGGGCGGGUACCACAUGGCCGGCUCGCACCCCAUGCUCCACGGGGAACAAAGCUCCGUCCUCUGCAGCAGGAAAAGAAGUGUCAACAUGACUGAAUGUGUGCCUGUGCCCAGCUCUGAGCAUGUGGCAGAGAUAGUGGGGAGACAAGGUUGUAAGAUCAAGGCCUUACGUGCCAAAACAAACACUUACAUAAAGACUCCAGUCAGAGGCGAGGAUCCGGUGUUCAUUGUGACGGGACGCAGGGAGGAUGUGGAGAUGGCCAAACGUGAAAUUGUCUCCGCCGCUGAGCAUUUCUCUAUGAUCCGGGCGUCCCGCUGCAAAGCCGGAGGGCCCGGAGGAGGAGGCGGCGGCUCCCUUCCCGGACCGCCACACUUACCUGGACAAACCACCAUACAGGUGCGGGUGCCCUACAGAGUAGUUGGGUUAGUUGUUGGACCAAAAGGAGCAACUAUCAAGCGCAUCCAGCAGCAGACUCACACCUACAUCGUGACGCCCAGUCGAGAGAAAGACCCGGUGUUCGAGGUGACCGGCAUGCCGGAGAACGUGGACCGAGCGAGGGAGGAGAUUGAGACCCAUAUCACCCUGCGAACUGGAACCUUUGUAGACCUGCAGGGAGACAAUGACUUCCACUCCAACGGCACUGACGUCAGUCUAGAGGGCCUCGGCGCCCUGAGCGGAGGCCUGGGGGCAUCUCUGUGGUCCAGGGCUACCGGCCACCAUUCUGCCCCCCCUCCUCCUCCACCCUCCCCACCUCCUCCUCCUCUCCCCAUGUCCAUGCACCACUCCUCCAGCCGGAAGAUGUCCUCAUCAGUUGCCUAUCACACGCACAACGGCGGGAUGAGCUCAGACAACUUCAGCACCACUCGCAAGGCCAAUGAGGGCGGCAGCCCCACGAGCCCCUUUAGCACAGGCUCCAGCAGCGCUGGAGGAGGAUUCACUUUCGGGGGCGACUCCACCCCAGGGCUGCCCUCGUCAGAUGAACUGGGCUUUGAGUUCAGCGCUGCCAACAUCUGGGCGCCUUUCGUCAACGGUGGAACAGGCAAUAAGACGGGUGGCUCUGCCCAACAGCAGCCUCUACGUCGCAACAGCAGCGGCCUCAGCGGCGGAGCCAUCACUCCACGAUUGUCUCCAACUCUGCCUCAGGACACGGGCGUGGGCCCCCUGGAUCACCCAUUAGCCCGUCGUGCACAGAGCGACCCCCUCAGCACUCUCUCCUGGCUGCAGUCCGGCAGCGCAGGAGGCGGCUCCUUCUCCGGAGCGUCCAGCUCCAGCUCCGGCGGCUCGUCGACUGGCUACUCCUCCUGCUCGGCCUCCUCCCUGCCAGGCGGCUCGCCCACUGACUCCGAGGGAGGCGGCAGCGGCGUGGGCCUCAGCUCCGGGAUGCUGAGCCGACUGAAAGGCGGCUCCGGCCCCGGGGUCGCGGGCCUGGUCGGCGUUAGCCCCGGGAUCAACAGGGACUGCUUUGUGUGUUUCGAGAGCGAGGUGACGGCAGCCCUGGUGCCUUGUGGCCACAACCUGUUCUGCAUGGAGUGCGCUGGGCAAAUCUGCCAGUCAGCUGAGCCGGAGUGCCCCGUCUGCCACACCCCCACCACACAGUGCAUCCGCAUCUUCUCCUAAUGCCCCGGCAGGGGGGUGCGGGGCGGGGGGUAAAAUCUGAGGGAGGCAGGAAGAAGACUGGAGUGGGGCACCAGCUGUGGGAGAGGCGAUGGAAGGAUUCACACUAAUAACUUUCACACACACACGAUGGACCAUAAUAAAUGCAUAAUAGAGAUGAUGAUACUAUACGGAUGUUGAUUUAUUGCUGGUAACUGUCAAGAUUAAUAAUAAUAAUAAUAAUAAUAAUAAUAAUGACAAUGACUUAUUUUCAGAGUGAAGUUAAUUGAAACUGGUCUGCAGACAGUCGGAGCUCAGACAGUCUCUCAGUGGUGAACUUAUGGAAGGAAACUAGUGUCUUAUCUCUCUUCAGGCCUUCAUUUUGACCCGGAGCAGCCCGCGCCGCCGGCUGCCGGUCUGUCUUGACAUUUUCUUCAUUCUGGCUUCUUCAGAUCUCUGCCUGCUUUCUCUCUCACAGCCUUUCCUUUUGACACUUUUGUACUUAACAGAUAUUUUUCGAUGAAGCUGUCAAUGAGGCCUGCACUUUUCUACUCCUUAUUUUAAUGUUCUCAACAGGACGCAAACCGUUCCAAUAAAUCCUGCCCCCCCCCCCCCUUCUUCGCUUUCUCCUCUUGCUCUCACUCAUGCUGUUGCGGGGGGGUUGCUAUUUUUCUGGAACUUUUUUAAAGGUCGGCGUGUAGUCGGGCACCUAUCAGAACAAUAAGAGGGACCUCUUCGGGAUGACUUCCUGUUUCUCGUUGCCACACAAGAAUUAGCCAUCAGUUAUGCCAAAUGAAUGCUAUUAAUAGGCGUCUCUUAAUUCUUGAUCAAAUUCCAUAACUUGUGGGAUGAAUUUGAAUGCAACACAUUUCAGAUGUGGCUGCUGCAUUAGAUUCACAUGAUGUGUUUUAAUAAGUGAGAAACGUCCCAUCAGUGAUACUGUAGGAAUGUGUCUGAGGUCAGUUCUCUGUGCGUUUGGGCUGCCUGACAAUCCCUUUACAUCUCUCUUUCUUGUGUGUGUGCGUGUGUGUGAAUAACGCCCGCUCUUGCUGUUCAUCGGCAUCGUUACGUGUCUUCACCGUGAGAACGUCUGGUUUCUGUCCCGCUGCCCCUCUCCUUCACUUCACUCUGAGUCUCACAGGAAGGCUUUGCUCCGAUCCAUCCUCUCACAUCCCGUCUGUUACGCUCACAUCGACUCCGUUUAGCGUUUUCUACUAGAUUCUGACUCUUGACUGUCAAGUGUGUGGCUCGCAGACAUAUUUUGAACUCUAGGAUAAGAUAGGGCUUUUCUGAUGUCACACGUGAAUGUUCUGUCCAAUACGGAGAGGCGGCUGCACAUGAAACAAUAACAAGGGGCUCGAUCGAACCAUUUUUUCUUUUCAUGCACUGUAACUCCAGGCCCCUCUAAAAAAGGUUAAAAAAAACAGCUCUUAACUGUUUUUGUUUCGGUAGUUUCGGUCUUCCACCCCACUCUUCACAGCAAAACUGUAUGGCACUCUCUCAGAUGACACACGGUCCAUAUAGCGCUGUAUUCCCAGCCACAUUUGGUGCACUAUAUGUUUAGUUGUGUGAGAUUUGUCCUAUGUUUUCAUAGCAUUACUGAGUAACUCCCGUUGAUGCGGUCGCAUCCUGUUUUGUGUUAGUGGUUUUUAAAGAAUUCAGUGUGAGUUUGCAGUAACUGCCUCUUAUAGUGUUAAUACUGUAUGUAUGAUUUGGGCGAUGUUGGUUGCCGUCAGUGGCCCUUUUUUUUGGUUGAACAUGUGUGGAAAUCGGCUCAUAGAAUGAGACAAGCCAUGACGACAGAAUUAAAACGACACACCUAAUUCUCAAGGGCUUCCUCUGACUGCACAGACACACGAUCACAUUUUCAGGCUCACACGCAGUAGGUAUCCUUUAUGGCAGCUAGUAGCUAGGUCAUCCAGGGCUUCCAGACACUCUUUGUGUUCAAAUCCCAGCAGCUGCAGAAUGUUUUGCUCGUUGUUUUUAUUUUUAAUUAUUAUAUUUUCUAACUGUCCCUACACGGUCAUCACAUCGGGAUCCUGUCAGUAGGGCAUGCAGUCACAGUGUGUCCUCCUCUUCUGGACGUAGUCUCAGAUCAGGACAGGGUGUAGGGUUUUAAUGUCCAGGAAACAAAAGGGUAACUCUACUUGAGUGAGUAAUUGGGCAGUUGCUGCUGUGCUUUGGUGCUCCAGCCGGUAUGAUGUUAAACUUAUUUGCUGUCUGACUGUUCGUUUGCUACUUUAGGUGACGAGGGCAGCAGCUGCACAGAGGAAUCUAAUAAGCCGCUGUCCUGGUUGAGCGCAGCAGUGCACUAAUUCAUGUGUAGGAAAAAAACUCUGCCCCAAGAGCUGAACCGGUAGUGACGACUACCCAUGGUGCUUUGGUGCAACUCCCUACUGAAACAUGGCGAUGAACAAACCCCAGUUGGGGGCGGUGGGAGGCCUCUUAUAGCUCUCAGACUUCUGCAGUGCUCCGUAAAUCUGACAACCUCGUCUUGUUAACCGGCAAACCCACCCCCUCGUCGGGCUCUGGUGUCAAACGUCGCAUUUCGUCUCAUGCGCACUCGGAACAGAUGCAGGGCCGUGAACGUGUCCUUAUGAUCAGAUUCGUCGUGACUGUCGUGUGAGUCUGUUGAGGCCAACCUCGAAGCCCUUCUUCAAACUGUCCAAGUCGACGUGUUAAAGGAAUUAAACGUGUUGUAUUUACCAGAUGGCUCUAAUGUAAAUCCUGGUGUUGAACUGGGGUGUUUUUCUGGCCAAUGAGAGAAUGUUAGGGUUUAAUGUACAGUAGUUUCAUUGUUAAAAAGGUACAAAGUUUUUCAGAUUGACUGCUGAUUUUUAUUUUUUUUAGCCAAACUUAUCCCCCUCCCCCAUUUCCUUCCUUAAAGGUUUGAAAACAGGGUUUCCUGAGGCAUGCUAGCCAGUGACCUCUGACCUUUUUUUUUGUCAUUAGAGAGGGGGGGGGGGGGUGCGAAGAGAGCCACGCCAGAAAGGGGUGACAGACACCCCUUAAGCCUCCGCUCUCCUAUUUUUUGCUUUAAUUCUCUUUGUAUGCAGAACCAAAAUGUAAAACGUCGGCAAACUAGGUUCCAGGCCCGACCUGUGUGUGUAUAUACCCUGAAUACAAUCAACGGGAUCUUGUUUUCAAAAGCAAAAUGACUUAAUUGAAGAUAAGUGUAGUUUCUAAAGAACAUGUAUCAUUAUUUGUAAGUUAACCAUCUGCAUGUCUUCAAGCCACCUGGCAUUAGCUAAUAAUUUUUAAGAUAAAAAAAACAAAAAAACUUUUUACACAUUUUAUUUUUUACAAUUUAUUUGCUUACCUAAAUAUCCCAGACAAUAAUGUGACCCUUUUUAUUACUUCAAAUUUAUUUUUAUUUUCCAUUUUUUUAUUUUCCUUAUUUCCUGUGUACUACAUAUAGGCAAUUUAUAACAAAAUGAGAAAAUUAUUGAAGAAAUUUUAAAAUUGAAAUAUAUUUUAUUUGAAAGUUUAUGGACCUUUUAACCGUGAGCCGGGAAAAUUGUAUAAUCGUAUAAUUUGAGCUGACUUGACGGUUAUGAGAAAUGUAUCAAGAGUUUUAUUUUUUAUGCUUCUUUAAUAAAGUCUUGUUUUUUGGUUUCAUUUUUUUACUGUAAAAUAA
This is a messenger RNA of Epinephelus lanceolatus (giant grouper), 6223 nucleotides long. Its product is annotated as RNA-binding protein MEX3B. The record is from RefSeq and is a predicted model, not a curated record. Gene Ontology annotation, molecular function: RNA binding. NCBI's taxonomy places the organism in Eukaryota, Metazoa, Chordata, Actinopteri, Perciformes, Serranidae.